AUGCGACAUUCACCUAUACCAGCUCGUACAUUGCCCCCACCAUCUAGCUUUACCAGCAGAGAAGAACAAUCACCUAUUCGACGUGUCGAUCGGGUUGUUGGUCAUUCUGAUCAUUAUCAUCAUCACCAUCAACCACCACCACCUGCAGUGGGUAUGGAAAAAGGUCGUGUUUUGGAUGACCUAAUCACUAUUCUACGCACUCACCAUCGGCCACCUAUUCCUGCUCGUCUAAGCGAUCCACCUAUCGAAUCGUAG
Lichtheimia ornata is the source of this 255-nucleotide messenger RNA. RefSeq lists its product as uncharacterized. NCBI's taxonomy places the organism in Eukaryota, Fungi, Mucoromycota, Mucoromycetes, Mucorales, Lichtheimiaceae. The transcript has a single exon. The record is from RefSeq and is a predicted model, not a curated record. Bases 1 to 255 code for a protein of 84 amino acids.